Messenger RNA from Trichosporon asahii var. asahii CBS 2479, 1128 nucleotides. RefSeq lists its product as uncharacterized. The coding region runs from base 1 to 1128 and encodes 375 amino acids. The transcript has a single exon. The record is from RefSeq and is a predicted model, not a curated record. NCBI's taxonomy places the organism in Eukaryota, Fungi, Basidiomycota, Tremellomycetes, Trichosporonales, Trichosporonaceae.
AUGGGCUGCUUCUCAUCCAAGCACACGAUGACCGUCACAACGACGACGACGAAUACGACGUCGUCAACGUAUAACGGGCGCACGGUCGCAGACGUGUCCACCACGACGCACACCACCCCUUCGCGCGGCAAGCCAACGACGACGCACGAUAAUUACCAGACUGUAACGUAUCACGGUACACAGGCUGUUGCGCAGCCUGUGCCGGGCGUCGUGCGCGAUCCCAAUUUACCGCCCCCGACGCCGCUGGAACUGUACAUCCGCCCGAGCUGGACGUACAAUGCUAUCAUGUCCGGCAAGUUUUGGGAGGCAAUGGCGGACGAUAUCCGCCGCAAGCCGCAGAACCCGAAGCGGAACUGGACACUGGAGCGCGUCGACGACAACAACGUCGUGUACACGAAUGGGCUGGCGCGCAGCGACCCUAUACCGGUCGUCAAGAUCGCUACAUAUGCGCCUCCAAAGAAGCCGAAGCGGUUCUCGGAGAAGAAGGAGCCCGAGCCGUCCAUGUGCCGCUGGACCUGGGCUGAUGAUGGGACAGGGGACAAGAAUGCAAUCAGGCUCUGUGGCGAGGCGAACGGGAUCUCCCAGCUGACGGAGCCCGAAUUUGCCGUCGAGGACGCGUUCGCGUUCGAGCCCUUGAGCCCUAUCCUGCACGCGGCGGCGCGCGCCACGGACCUGCCCUUCUUUGUCGUCUCGCCGUUCGAUCCAAAGACUCGUGCGCCGCAGGACGUGUAUCUCGUGCGUGUCGACGACCAGACUCCCUUCAGCUUCCCGGGCAGGUGGCGCUGGCCACCCACGCUGAAGGAUAUCGACGGAGACGCCUACCGCGGCAUCAUGAGGCAAGGGCGCAUUGUCCGGGCCGGCGUGCUGGAGCGGCACGGCGGGAUGGCCCCGGAAUGCCUUCAAGCGUUGGCGGAGAAGAUGGGAUGGGAGUUUUACGACCUCGGAAGCUGGCAUACCGAGUCGGAGGGCGUGGAGCAUAUCGGCAUGCGCGACCCGAAGAUGAAUGCCGAGUGGACGAUGCGUUCAGAGUACGAAAUCGUGAACGCGAAGAGGAGCACUAGCUUCCUGAUUACGUACAAGGUUCCAGGAUCUACUUACGAGUAUACACGCUCGUUUGAGGAGUGGUGA